Messenger RNA from Linum trigynum, 333 nucleotides. The record is from the annotation of a GenBank genome assembly. Lineage: Eukaryota; Viridiplantae; Streptophyta; Magnoliopsida; Malpighiales; Linaceae.
AUGUCUCACGAGUGUGAUUGGAAACCUUUUGAAGUCCGCCCAAUCUUCUGUACCUCCAUCUCCGGCGCCCCCAACAACAGCUCACUACCAGAAGCCAAGGCUCACGAAUCAGAGUCCAAUCCAACAGAGACAGGUUAUGGUUCAUCGAUGAUUUUCAAACAGAAACCUAAACAAUCGGGGAAGAACAUAGCUUCGGCGAACAUCACAAGGUCGUCGUCGACCCAAUUCCCUGCCACUCAAACCACCAACAAGACCAGCAGGAUAGAAUCCCACCCUACUGCAAUUAAUUACAAUGGAUACGAUGAGCAGAGGAGAGAAGAUUACCACCAAUAA